UGCGGCUUGAAAUAUCAGUUAUAAGCCAACUAGAAACACCUCAAAAGAGUGACAUGUGGUUUGUCUUUGAACCAGACGCCACAGUCAGGAGUGUAGGCCAUCAUGGAGCCAUCGGCUCCGCAUCCUGCGCCGCGCGUGGAGGAGCUGAUCCUCUCCGGCGCGGACGUGAACGUGCUGAACCACACGACGCUGUCGCUGUGGCAUUUCCGACAGCUGGCGCUGGAGCUGCUGCCGUCCGCCGCGUCGGCUGAGCCCGAAGAAGAUCAUGGCGUCAAAACGCCUGAGAUACAUUCCAGCCGCGGUAUCGAGCUGGGCGAAGGCAUGAGCGUGGCUGCCGUGCUGUACGAGCAGUCGAUGGAAGUCUUGAAGCUUGAGAAGAGCAGUGUAGGAGAUGCCGAGCCGGCAGGAGACAAUAAUAACCGGACAGAGAGACCCGUACUACAGCUGCAAGGCGUGACGACACACAUUAAGGGACAAAUGACACCGGGCACCCGCGUCGGCGCCGUGUUCCAGCGCUACCGCUGCGUGCUGUGUCUGGACGCGUCGCCCUCCAUCCUAUCUAUUGAUCCGUCAUCAGGACGGCUCUUCUUGGACUUGUUAUACGAGAGUGUGGAGCUCUUUAUCUGGAGCAUGCUGAGACCCAUGGAAGUGGGAGGUGUAGCUUUCACCCCUGAGAUCCAUGUGUCCGUGCUGGUACAGGGGGCUCUAGUGGAGUCCAUUUGUGUAUUGAUGCAGGGAUAUAUAGUCACGCCGUCAAACGCGGCGGGAUUCUUACAGCUGAUUAAGGAACGAUUCCAGCUCAUUGAGAACGACUGGGCAUCUCAAGCACAGGAACGCGGACAGUAUGGGUAUCUGGGAAAUGCCACACCGGCCUCGCUGGACUGGAUCUUGCAGAACGCGGUGUUUGCACUCAACUCGUUGCCCACAGAUUGCACGCCGAUGAUGGUGCUAGUCACCGAUGGCGUCGUGGAUGUACGGGACGCCUAUUCGUAUGAUAAUUUGCUGAUGCAGCUUGUGCGGCAUGAUAUUCAAUGUCACUUUUUACGGAUUGGUGGUGGAGGAGAUGACGAACUGAAUGCGACGUUUGGUUUUGUACCAGACACUCAUUUGAUACGCUUCGUGGCGGAAUACACAGGUGGAACUGUAUUUGACUACACCGCAAUUCACGAAGCAUGCUACGGUACGACGAGCACUUGCAGCAAUGUUGUGAAGAAGAUGACAGGUUUACAGGAUGCGUGCUUUUUACGCAAGUCGAGUGUGCAUGCGAACUCGGCGCCCGUGGUGAAGCUUAAUGAGAUGGAUAGCACCUCUUUUGAUGGAAGAACUCUGCUACCUCUUCGACCGUAUCGGAUGUGGCGUGAAAAGGUUCAUGAAUACCGUAUUUUUGCUGACGUGAACCGUAUCGUGGAGGCCCGGCUGCGUGAAGGGUUCUCGAUCAAUAAGAUCUAUGUCAAGACUUAUCAGCAGCCUCUUCAGAUAGAUGGAACUGGCGUGGAAUCUCCUCGUAAUGGUGAAGUUCCCAAUGCUUCGAAUGGCUCCAACGAUGUCACCAAGAUUCUGAUUGUGUUCUUACUCCAAUGGAAGCAAAAUGUUUGGCUUGAAUACGUGGUAUCGACGACCACGGACAACUCGGCGUCUUUGGCAGCAUCGGCUACUACGUCUCACACAGGCCGCCGAGGUAGUGGUCAGGGUAUGAAGGGACCUGGUUCAUCAUCUUCGGUAAGAAAAUCUUCUGCUAUCUUUUCCAAGGGCCAGAGAACUGCGUGGAGUGAGUGGUACGUCAAGAUGAAUAUCCUGGCUUACGCGGACUUCCUUCGUGCGUUCGAAGAUACGAUGCAGCGCUCAUCAGCAAAUGGAGAUCGAGGCGGUGCAGCUCGUAGUCCACAGGGUGAUAUUUCCUUGGCAUCACCAGUUUUUGUUCAUGACUUUAUUCGAAACGUUCAAGACGUCGACCGUGUGUUGCUGCAUUUAAUGACGGCAACAGCUAGCAUCAACGAGACCAGUGACUCAGUUGCCAACCAAUUCUCAUUCGGGACAAGUGCAAAUUCCGCGUCUGCGUCCGUGACUCCGAAGAUCACAAGCUCCCAUCCAGUGUUUAACAUUAUUGGCGAACUCUCUACUGUGCUGUGGCAUCGCUGGUUCUUCGUGGAACGCUUUGAGAUUCUUUGCAUCGUUAAGAGCGAUGUAUGCACAGAUCUGUUUUAUCGAAAUGAAAUGCACGGUGUAGUGGAGCGUGGCAAUGCAGGCUCGCAUUUGCGCAGCUCGGGGAAUGUACCACAAGGAAUGAUCCACAGCCAUGGUGCAAAUGUCUAUGGAACGAGCAGUGGGAACAUUUCAAUUGGAGUUGAUAGUCUCGCCGAGCCGCUGAUCGCAAUUCUUGUCAAGUGGUCUUCCCAGAAGCUGUCCCAGGAUUUGUUCUUGAAGUUUCUUCGUCCGUCUGCAGACAAGAGCCACGCGCCACCAAGGGCCAAGGCGUCUCCAUCUUCUGCUACGGCUACGGGGGGGAUUGCUCAACGUCGUCGGCAACGCAGUCUUAACAGUAACGGCGGAGAAGAUCCUACCCAUACUGAAGAGAGCAUGAACUCACAAGAAAGCAAAGGCGCUCUUUGCUUUGUCCGGCUCGAGUUUAAGAACAAAACGCUGUGCGCUGUCCAUGUGGCAUUUUUCGCGACUAGAGCAUCAACCCGCCGCCAAGUGCUGAAUGAUUUAAAGAGCACGAUUUUUGCGGGUAUCAACGAGGUCGCAGUGACGCCUUCUCCAGCCAAAUUGCUCUCGUCAUCGUUGACUGAGACUCCUGUCAUUCUCUGUCAUCGUAUGCUGAGUCGCCUGCUUGUCACGCAUGAUACGCUCCUACUCCACGGACUCGACCAGGAACCCGGACCCUUUGAUUAUUACGUAGCUUCGCCGACACUGGAGGCUGAAAAGAAUGCAGGAGCUAUUCCUCCGUCAACUACAUGCUGUGGAGGUAGUGAGUUGCAGUUGCAUCGCGUUUUCGGUGCAUAUGUUUGGCAUUCGAGUUGGAAAUGGGAAGUGGCAGAUUUACAGGCACUGUUGGACGUGAUGCGUCGUCUUCACGAUGCCCGCAUCAGCUGUGGAUUUUGGGUCUUGGACUGGAAGAUGGGCGAAGGAGAUGAUGGACAGAGUGCACAUGUUGAGAGCGUGAUUUUUGGUCGAGAAAUCUUGAUGGAAGAUGAAAAUGGACAUACCAAGACGGCGCUUGUGCAAUAUGCGCUUCGUCGUGUCUCGGAUACUUGUUUGAUGACCUCUUUCUGGAUGGAACCCCAGCAUGGCACUGUGAAGACACGGUUAUCCGAUGAAGCUGACCAUAACGAUAGGUUUCACUGGAGUUUGAAGCAGGCAAUUGGACACAGCACGCCGUUUGAGAACUAUGAAACUCGUGGAGCGCGUCGAAACAGCACCCCACGAGCUAGAGGCCGGGUUUCUGUAUCUUCAACGAGUUCAUUGGAAGACGAACAGAAGUCUAUGGAGCAGGAGGACGUGAGUAUCGAUUGGAGUGGAGAUUCGAUGUAUCUGGGCGAGAGUGAGCUGUUGCACCUCAUCCGUGGCUACCUUUUCAAGAGUGAUCGUCACUUCCUCUCUUGUCUGUACACGUUUGAUUGCAUCAUUAAUUUGCGCGAGAACAUCGAGCUGCUGAAUCAGUUGAGCAAGGAUGUUGAUGGUGUUGUGGGCUCCAACUGGAUCAUGGAUCGGCAAAUGGCAGCAGAAAAUGGUAUGAUCCUUCCUCCGUUCAGCACAGCCAGACUUUUGGCUACUUCAAAACGAUCAACAGAACAUUUCCUAAUGUAUCUGCAGAAUGGAAAGAGUUCUUCGAGCGGAGAGAGAGAAUCAAGGGUAACUGGGAUUCCGCCUUCAAUCUCUACUGCGAACGAGAAUUUGUAUUCCAUGCUCGAACUUACGCUAAGGGGCCUGAGUGAUUGCGAGGUGUCGUGGACAGACUACAAUGGAGACGUUGUGGCGGACUCGCGUAUGCCUCCCAGCAGCGUGAUUGAAGACGAUCAAUUCUUCAGGGAAGGAAUGGACGGCCAAUUGCCACUGUGGUUAAAGCACCACUUGUCCUUGACUUUCAAAGACCGUGUGCCACACCACGCUCUAAGCAAAGGCAAGUGCUUUGCUAAGCUUGUCAGCGAUGAUUGCGUCGUGUUGGCUUUCUUUCCUUCGUUGGAUACUUUGCAGGUUAAGACGAAGAUUUCGGACAAGGUAUCUGUCGACGACCCGCUGUUUGAUGACAGAUUCCCAAAGGCUCCUGGCAAGGAUGGAGAUCACAAGACUCCUGCGCAACCGUUUUCAGUCCGUGCAGCGGAAGAGGAUGGAACGAAGUCGCGAGCCGUGCGAAUGUCAGUAUCUGCGGACGACAUUGUCUUGUACCAAGAGCGGCGACGCAGCUUCCGCGAAGGAUACAAGUCUUGGCGAAUGGGGCAUUAUCAGGGAUCUCGUGACGAAAAGCAGAGUUACGGCCGAGACUUCCAGAAACUUCGCCUUCCCUCGACACCAGAAGAUCACGAGUUUUGUGAAGACAUCAGUCGUCGUGCGCCAUUUGGUUGUGAUUUCCACCUGCUGAUUGAAAGUACUGGCGGAGUUUUAGGGUCAGGCUUCUUUCAAGUUGCCUUUUACGAGUGUUCGCUCUCCAGGUUGUCCACGGAUUUACACGAUAGAAGUGAUCAGACGCUCGAUCGUGUGGAUCUACCUCACACUAUCCUGAAGCAAUUAUUCUUUUCAAAACGACGUGACAAGCCGAAAGAGGAUCGUCCUGCUAUACCACUUGACCGGAGUGGACUUUGGAAGAAGUCUCCGGCACGAUCACUAUCGGAGUCCAGUGGGAAUUCCCACCACCGAUUAAGCUCUGACAGUAUUCUUGCAUCUCGCCGAUUCCGCAAAAAGGUUAAGCGAGCUCACGAGCAUAAUUUUUCUCGUGGUGUUUACAUGGCUCUACGUGAAGGAGGGGCAGUUCAGCAUAGCGAUUUGCUCCAGGCGCUGUCAAGUUGCAUUGAAGUUCCUGUGGAUGUUGAUAUUACGCUCUUGUAUCGGAUGAUGGAGACAGCCGCGUCGCACAGAAUACCUCCUCUGAGUCCAGCAGCCGCAGCGGUGGUCUCUGCUGGCAUUGGGGCGGAUAUUCUGAAGGAUAAGUUGACUAAGUCUUUCGAGACAAUCUUGUCAAGUGUGUUCGUCCCGAUUGCUGGCACCAAGUAUUACUACUUUACGGGCAGUGAAAAUGCUAUCUAUGAGGACCUGUCUGCGAGUGAGUAUGACUUACACAUUCUCAUGGAAGACUCGGAGGAUGGUGAUGGAGAUGGAGUCGCUGAACGCCAGAGAAAGGAGGAAAAUGAUGGCGCCAUCGCUACUGGGGAAGAACAGCUAAGUCAAAGCGUUGAUUCCCAAGACAACUCCACGACUGCAAACGCGGAAGCAGGAGAAGGUGCUGGCGAAAAGCGUCCGAUUCGGAACAGACGGGGUAGUUUGGGGCGUGAGUUACCGCCUUCCGUGGAUACCUCGACUGAAAGCAGUACAGGGAGUGAGCAGCACCAUGCACACGUUGAGGAGGACGCUGAGUUCAACAAAGAAGUCGCUGUGGCUACGUCUAGCUUUUCAGUGCCUUUCUUCUUUAGGUUUGAAUGCCGCGUGCUCAACGGCUCUCGGGAGACUCGAUCGAAUUCUGCAGACACUCAUGUUCCUAGAGUUACGCCUGACUCGGAAAUGCUCCGUCGAUCUUCCAGUACUGCUGCGUACGAUGAUAUGCGAAAGGAUAUGGUUGCUGAAGAACAACUUGUAUCGCCUAGCAGUCGUCGGGAGGAGUUUAACGCGUUCUUGGAAUCUUUGAAAACAAGUCACAAGUACUCUAACUCGGCCGAUGUGACGCAGAUUGCCGAGACAUGCUCGAAGAUGCCCUCAGGUCGCAUCGCUUUACGACUGGUGACGCUGACAUUGCCAAAUGAACGGGCAUUCGAUGGUCGCGUGCCAUCGCAGAUGCCUUUUGAAAUGGACAGCCAUCCGCAGGCCGGCCAGACGAACGCUUUGCCGUCAAUGCGCUCGCACAGCUUUUCGACGUUGCACUUGUUCCAGCGGCAAGUGUUGACUCGUGUGCGAAAAGAUAUCAAGGAGUGGUGCAGCGUGGAAAUCCUGUCAAUUCUGAAGUCAGCAAACGAAAUCACUCCUGCAAUUGGAGCACUAGUGCAGAGACUCUUCGACGAUCUACCCGAGCAUGCUGUGACGAAAGCGACGUAUCCACUUGAGUUUGUUGGUCGAAGUCAAGAAGCUCCAGUGAAUCCGCUUGAUUUGUUCAAGCGCGAGUUUGAGAAGGGCGAUUUGCUUAACGUUCAUCACUGCAAUGACGUGUAUUUCGUAGUGGAGAAAAAGAACAAAGAUGCGGAUCAAGUCGACGCGGGCUUUGAGAUCCCGUACUGGGCGUACUUUGAGCUGGCAUCUGAUCACGUUAACUUGCGAUUCCACCACCCGGACUGCUUUGAUGCGUCCUCCAACGGGUUCAACCGGCUGGGAGUUCUGACUCGCCUUCAGCUUGGCAUUCGUGCGGUGUGUCGUCGUGUUAACCAGUUUUUGCUGCUGUUCCAACUUCACGAGACUCGGACGUGCAAUGGGCUUCUGCUGCCACCAAAAGGGAACCAACCAUCAAGUCCACGCUCACCGAAGCGGCGGGCUGAAUCCCAAGGUGCGAUGGAUACGACGAGCGGACAGAUGAAACAAGCGAGUUUCUUUUGGCCUGGCCAAUUCGAGUGCGACUUGCGCUACUCUGCAAUUUUUAAGCUUCACGAGCGUUUAGCGCCCAAUUUUGCACUGAAUAUGUUGUGUACGUCAGCGCUGGAGCAGUUCCAAGUUCACAAUCGACGCCAUAUCUUUGUCUACCGCGAUCGCGACGGCCACGUGUUCUACAUGAAGAUCAGCAUAUUCUACGACAAUACACAGCCUCCGGUUGGCAGCCAACCGACCGAAGAGCGACAAGAACGCAGUGGUCUAUCUAGAUCGAAUACUGGAGGAAGCAGUAAUGGAGGUGCAACGAAUUCGACAGCAACAACAACAUCGGGUGUCCCUGGAAUUCGACUCGAAGUGUUUGGUGUAUCCGAAGCCGGUGAAGAAGUGACGCAUGAAUUAUGCCGCCUACUUGAGAGGAAGCUCGAUGAAGCCACGCAGGUCGUGCUUAUGAAGUUGUUGGCGCGGAACACCAAGUUCCAGCUGAGUCCGACAGACCUAGCGUUCUUGUGUCCGCCAGCAGCGGCGCCUGUGAGCACAGUAGAUUACAUUCUCCCUCGCGAAGUGGCUGAUUGUUGUACACUGCUGCACUACUUAUCGCAAACGCUGAAGUUGACGCCAUACAUCCGUCCUGUAACGAGUGGCGGCAUACCCUCUCGAAAUCCACGAGAUUUUGCGAAUAGCUCGUUACGUGGGGCUCGUCGCGGGAGUUUGGUGUCUGCAGGAAGCACCGUAAGCUUACCCAACGAGGAAGUCCCCAAAACAAUAGCCCAAGAUUCCAGUGAAGAAGAAGGGAAAGAAGCAUCCGUUCUACAGGAUAGCGCUCACACGCAUCCCGCUUGCUUCGGUGGCUACCAGACAGCAUUGACUAAGUUCCAGGGAACGUUUGACGUGGCUAUUCGCUCCCCUAUUUUCUUCUCAAAGGGUCAUGAAGAAAUGAAGAGUGUUGCUCCUUCUGGAGAAAAUUCAGCCACGGCUGCACCUGAAAUCGUGGCUCAGGCGACCUACGUUCUCAAUCUGAACCCGGACUUGCGACUCUCGCAAGGAUUUCUGUCUCGAGUUGGGAAGGGCCUUGCUCUCAUGCGAGUUGAUCUUGUACGGAAUAGUCCCAUCAGAACUGAAACGGGAGACAAGGACAAGGAGGAUACGGAGCCAAGGGUGAAGCGUAUGCGUGAUAUUCCGGGACUCGCUGAAUUGUAUUCCGAUUCUGGCGACGCGGUCGAUACUACACUUGUGGUGGCUAGAUGUCAGGUGUGGAUUCGUGGUUCUAUCCAUACAAAAGAACUGAGUCAGGUGGUGGAGACUUUCUUAGAUGAAGCGCUGUACGAUUACCAUAUCGAAUCGAUCAUCAAGAAGCUCGAGUCAAGCAACGGGCGACAUGAUGCAAACAGUGACGAAAGCCACGUGAAAACAAGUACUGUAUCUGAUACUGAGGGGAGACUGCCUUCGGAUGUGGACAAGUUGGUAUCGCUCUUUAAGAGUGCGAGUCGAUUGCCUUCAUCGUCCGUUACUUGUCUCGGAGUGAGCCAAUCGAUUGCGCCUUGGGAUCUUGAAAAUGCUGUGACGCAGAUUCGGAGCUUCCUGUGCUGCCUACCUCAUCACCUACGACCAGCAGUGUAUGCGAAAUCUAGACUGUCUGGUAACUACGAGUGUGUUGCUACUCGCAAUGAGCUAGUCCAUGUAAGCGAACCAAUUCCAGACAAGUUCCGGCUGGUGGUGAAGCAUGUUGACGUGUCGGACCAUUGCGAAGACGUGGACUCAAGUGACUCGGAUGCAGAAACGACAGCAUCAAUGAGUUCAGCUCUUCAUCAACUAAUGCGAGCGGAUUCAGUUCAUUCGGAGAUUUCGGAUAUCGACUCGGUAUCGGGGCGAAUGCCGCUUACAUGGGCGUCCACUUGUGCAAGCUCCGAUGCAAUCUCGCAACUACAGACGGCGCCUUCUGUGUCGUCGACAACUUCAUCGCUGGUUGGAACGAUGGGAGGUCUGUCGCAUCAAUUGCACGUCCCGAAGAAUGCGAGUUUUUCAGAGCGAGAUGUUUUGCUUUAUUCAAGCAGCGGGAGCAGCUACCACCACCACCAGAAGUUGGCGUCUCACGAGCAUCGGGAGGUGAAGCGAUCUUUCUAUUACGUGGUCGACUUGUCCACAAGCAAGGGUCUGCGGGUGUACGGAUACAAUAUGAGCCUGGCUUUGGUGGAGUCAUUGGCAACGUAUUUGGCUCGAGUGCUAACAUGGACUAUGCUUCGGGAAAAGCUGCUUCGGAGUUUGCUACUGGAGAAAUCGGGAAUAUCAGCAGCCGCCCCCUUGGGCUCCAUGGUGUUGCAACCUCGCAGUUUGUUCCUGACCAUCGGAAGGACGGAACGAGCUGGGAAGGGUGUGGGGAAGAAUCUUGCCGUGCUCUGUAAAGACUCUGCCAUCCACUUUAUUGAGUAUCGAACUCCUGUGCUGUCUAUCUUGCAGUCGAACGAAUGGUUCCCCAGAGUGUUGGACGCCAGUCGCCUGCGGUCGAUCGACGGUACCGCGCUUGGAGUGUAUCUGCGUGAGGCGCAGACUCAACCAGCUUUAGAGGCGCUCGACUCACAGUACGCGCGUCCUCGAGGAAAAAGUAACUCGAACCUGGGCGUCUCAAUUGGGCCGCCAAGUAUUCCAGAUCUCACGCGAGAAGUAUCAGGACCGUCGUUAUCGCAGCGGAGUUUACUCAGCAACGGAGAUACGCCAGGAAACCAAGCGUCUGGGAGGACCAGGAGUGGCGGCAUUGUAAGUAGCAGCAACGUAUCGGACAACAUCGCAUCGUCUCCCCACAAGCGGUUGGGUGGACCAAGUCCUGCGUUGCCGUAUCCCAGUGGGAACCGAAGUGAGGCGGCAGCUCGGAUGCGUGGCGGUGCAGGAGCUGCGACUGCGCUGAUGGCAGCACGGGCUCGGGCGAGGGGUGGCAGUGCCUUUCCAGGCCGCAUGGGUGGACCAGGUGUCGGUGCAGCGCGUGGCAACGGGAAUGCUGCUGCAUUAUCUGGGGGUUUUUCUGGAGACAGCGUUGCGCCAUGGGAUUUGCCAUUGAACAACACGAAAGGACCACGACUGCAGGGUGCAGCGAGUGGAGCAGAAACCAAUGCUGAUGCCAGUCACGAUGGUGUCCGUACAGAUCGUACAGGGAAUGAGUCGGUGUCUACAAAACCUGCAUCGAAAGGAUCGUUCAGUGGAGCGAAUCGCCCUGUACGAAGAGGGUCGAGAGGUACUAAUCUAUCUGAGCUUGGGUCAUCGUCGUCUUCGUCGUCGUUGACAGGACUGGCGAUAACUACAGCACCUGCGCUACGAAGAAACACCAGCGACGCGGAUCCGGGCCGUAUCCACAGUUCGUGGAAGAAGCGAUUGGAGUGUGCAUGGGGGCCUCGCUUUUUGUUCCCUGGCAACACGGAGCGAUGGGCUACGAAUGCUACAACCCAGCAGCGACAUUUUAUCGAGCUCGAGGAAGAUGAAGAUCAUCCCAAGAAGAAUCUGACCCCUCUUCUGUUCUAUUGUGCAGCACUGGAGAAGCGAUGGGAAGCUUUCGAGACGCGCUCAACUAGCCACACGGUGAGCAUGAACCUGUUGGAAAAGCUUGCGUCAAUGCGUGCCGAUGAAGAGAUGGAGGAGCCUGUUGCGAAGGAUGUCGUGGCUCAUUUAGUGGAGAGCGGGCAUCUCUUGUUGCACCAACGCUUCCGAGCUGCAUUUGUGGAGCGAUGGGUAGCAGCAGAAAUGAUUGGAUUGUCUGAAGGCGAUGAGAACGGAAUCGUUAGUGGACGUUUGCGUGCUCUACAGUCUUGCAUGAAUCUGGUUCAUUUGCUCAGCUAUAAGCGGGAGUUCGUGUUCGAUCAAGACGAAUGUUCUGUGGCGAAGCUGUACACGGAGCAUACUGUCUUGAGUAUGAACGCAGGUGCUGGCGCUGAUGUACGUGGCAUCAAGCAGCAGGUUGCUGCGAAUUUAGAGCCGUUGCGUCUUGAAGUGGCGAGCGAAUUCUACAAGGAAUACGCAGUGCAUUUGCGCACUCUCGGAUUCCGACGUCUUCGAACGCUAACUACUGGCAGGAGUCAUGCACGUGCAUUCCCUGUGGAUCCCAACGCAAACGAGAGCGAAAUGCCAGGCAGAGAGGGAUUUUCUGAGUACUUUUACCACCCGGAGAGAGCCGCAGCGGAAGCUGGUGGCUGGAAGACAGGUGCAAGCAAUGAUCCACUCUCCAUCGUGGUGCUUGAAGUGAAAUGUGACAAUCGAGGAGUGCUGCUCACUGCUGUUCUUGUAAGCUUGCACGACUUGGAACAACAAGACCUGCGUUUCCAGAAUCGUUUGGCUGCCAAGGCUGGAAAGAGGACUUCUGGAGCAUCUGGAGCUAGGGUGCAGAGUGUAGCGUCGUGGUUACGUGCCCAACUGCAGACUCAGGCUCUCAUCUAUGGGUUCACCAUUCGCUACUUCCAGCAGCAUUUACUUCAGUGGAUUAACGCCUCGCACGAUUUCCAUGACGGCGAAAACGGUCAAGGUCACAGUGUUGGUAAACAUUUAAGCGAAGACGACGCUCUUGUAGUGACUCCACCCCUGCCAUGGAAAAAAGCGUCCACGUUCCAAAACAUCGUCAAAGGACUGCAGUGCUUCUUACAAGCCUUCCCGGAUCCGCCAGAAGAACCCAAAAAGCUCAGUACACCAGCUCCAGCGUCGUCACCAGCCAGACACUCCAACAGCAAGAACACCGUGAUGACCAGGACAAACGAUUCAAGAGCUUCGGGAGUAUCCUCAACGUCUGCACCCCGUAGCAGUGAUGGCCAUCGACCACCUGUGCGAGCUGCAGCGAGGUUUGCUCGACGGGCAGCAACCAAACACCAGCAACCAGCACACAAUCUGGCCCCAACCCAGACGAACACCACUCCAAAGCCUGCACCUUUGUCGCUGCUUUGGCGUGAUUGUGUGAUACGCAUGGUGGCGGUAAAGCUGCAACCUGUGUCACUGCAGUCGAACUGCUCGGAGCUGAUCAUGGUGCAGAUUUUGCUGCGGUACAUUGCAUGUCAUGGCUCGCGUUACGAGUUGCUGGAUCUACUGCAGUUCGGUACACCGGAUGCAGUCGUGUGUCAUUCUUCAUCAGGAAGCUUCUUCCAUCGACCACCGUCCACGAUAACACCGUCGACACGUAAGGUGGAGCCGUUGGGCGGAUAUUCACUGGUGAUCACAACGCAGCCAUUGACGCGCAAGCCUCUGGACAAGGAUUCGGUGCAGCUUUUGCUGCUCAAGAGCACGCCCUCGGAGCUAGGUGUCGGCAAUGGAGUGCUACCAGUUGAACGAGCGCUACAGGAAGCUCAGCUUUUCACUCGAGAGCUGUUCCGCGUUGCUGCUCAACACUAUGAACGCGAUCUGCUAUGGUCUCGACUGCUAUUCGAUGAUUCGCGUGGCCCUGGUGCUGAUGUGGCUCGCACAUUGGCGCUCCCAGCUGACUUGUUUCGUGUCGAAGUGGGGCCGCAGCAGCUUGAAGAGUGUCUGAAGCUGUCGAUCUGUACGCCUUUGGAGGCGUUAGACCCGCGACUGGACGAGUUGCUGCGUGUGUCUGGUGUUUGCUGGCAGGAGCUGGCACUGCGGCUUCGAGAUAUCUACGCAGACCAGCUACGGGAAUUCCAGUUCCAAGAGGAGGACGAGAACAGCAGUCACCUCUUGUUAUUGUGUCCUGACACGUUUGAUCUCAUCAUCCACUUGACAUUCAUCACCCCCAAGGACCCAGUGAUAGCCACAGAACAGGGAGAGGCCAGUGCUAGUGACGGCGAAAGCAACCAUACCUCAAGUGGCAAUGGCAGUCACAGUAGUAGUAUCAACGAGCAGUUCAGCGAGGGUGGCUUCGAGGACGAGUCUGAGGGCAACGUACGUGUGGAGAUCUGCCGUCGUGAGGAACCGACCAACAAACAGUUCACGUUCGCACAGCGACGCUCGAUCUCCGAGUUUGUCAACAGCAUCGUGCACUGGCAGUGGCGGAGUCUCAUCUACGAUUGAAUUGCUCUGCAUUUUGACAUGGCUAUAUGCAGGAAGUUGAAGUUGUAUGUGUAAUUGGCAAGAAAUGUCAGCACCACAUUAAAUCGCUCACGAUUAAGACAAAUAAAGUCUCCAGUGAUCCAUUACAACCGCAUGCUCCACAACUAUCAGCGAUUUGAACGAAACGUAGCGUGCCAAGAAAGUAUCGAC
Messenger RNA from Phytophthora nicotianae INRA-310, 12903 nucleotides. RefSeq lists its product as hypothetical. The record is from RefSeq and is a predicted model, not a curated record. Lineage: Eukaryota; Oomycota; Peronosporomycetes; Peronosporales; Peronosporaceae. Gene Ontology annotation, cellular component: peroxisome. The coding region runs from base 103 to 12714 and encodes 4203 amino acids. The transcript has a single exon.